AUGCGUCUUUUACUGACAACUCUUCUUUUCGUUGCAUUCUUUGCACUUGGUGACCGUCUACCAAGUACUGCAACUAUAAUCGUUAAUUUUCUAGUGGUGGGUAUGUACUUCGAUGGACCGGACUCCAGUGAUGAGUCUUCUAAUGAAGGUGGAAAAGGCGGAAGAAGAGGCAGUGGUGGACGAGGUGGAAACAGACCUCCUCCACGUCCUAGAUCACCACCGGCAAGGCCACCAUCAUCACGAUCUCCAGCUUCACGAUGCCCUGCCGGUUGGACUCUUGUUCAUCGGCGCAUCGGAGGAUGGUGUGUCCGAAUUUAUCAGGGAGUUUACAACCAGGUACAAGCUGAAUCAGCUUGUAACGGAGUCGGUGCAGUUCUCUCGGGAAUUGAGAGUGCGGCUGAACGGCAGACAAUUGCGGAACUUGGAAAAACAUUAAUGACAACUAGUUCGGCGUGGAAGUAUGGUACUCUUCGAUUGGGACUCUCCCGACCCUCCCUCAACAGUGUUAGUUUAUAUAACAAAACUCUCGGAAUCGUUCAUUCACUAUUUUUGUUUUAGAAAUGAACGGUGGCCGAAUAAACGGAGAAAGAAAGAAAGAAACGGUCCGUAUAUACUCAAUUUUCCGCUCUUGCCCCCAAGGUGAUUGCGUACUCAAGCCUAAUUUCAGAAAAUUUGGCUUGAGUCUGCAAACACCGAGGGGCAAUAGCGACGAAUUGAGUUUAACUUUUUCUAAACUAAGACUGAGAUGAUGGUACCCCCAAGACUUUUAUGAAUAAGAAUGAUAGUAAAAAUGACAAACUUAAGUUCACAUUUGAAUUUUCAAGGAUUUCGCCUGGUCUGAUCCGAACGUCUCCGGAUGGGCAGGUAUUGAAUGGAGUCCUCUGGAACCGAGUGGAGGAAGCACUAGGUGAGCGAGUGAGACAGGUCACUCGCUCACUCGAUGUUAUUAUUUUUUAGUGGAUACGGUCAUAACUGUGGACUGAUGUGGCUGUGGGUUCCGGGAGGUGGAGCAGUCUACGGAGCCAGUACAAGAAUACACGGAACUCUCUUCUCAAUGGUAUGCCCCAUUACGUGGAACGACCGAUUCAGAGGGUUCGUGUGCGGUAGACGUGCCACUUAA
Messenger RNA from Caenorhabditis sp. 36 PRJEB53466, 1120 nucleotides. Lineage: Eukaryota; Metazoa; Nematoda; Chromadorea; Rhabditida; Rhabditidae. The record is from the annotation of a GenBank genome assembly.